CAUUGCUAAUUGUUAGCUGUACUUCAGGAUGUCCUGCAGUUUGCUGGAUUUCUGUCGCGUUCAGGAGCUCAGACAUGUCCGAGAUUUUCUUCUCCAAAGUCAGAAAAAUGCCUCAUCGGAUGACAACAAAGAGCAAACAGAGACAGAGUUAGCAUGGGAUGAGUCAGACUGGGGCUCCUGGGAGGCUGCGGACACCAAAGAAGAUGGAACCACGCCUGAUGAUGAUGAUGCACAACAGAACAGCGCCACCUGGCUGCAGGACUGUGCACUCGCUCUAUCACCAUGUUCAGACCUGCUGGUCAUUGCUCGAGACCAAAAAGCUGCAUUCCUCUCUGCGAAAUGGCAGACAGACGCCGCCGGAAAAGAGGAGAUGACGCUGGCUGUGAGCUGGAGCGGCACACUGAGUGCUGAGGACGGAGAGAGUGUGAGUAGCGUCAUCUGUAUCCCUCUGGCCAGCCAGAAGAGGAGUUCUACAGGUCGUCCUGACUGGACAUGUAUCGUGGUCGGGUUCAGUUCUGGAUACGUUCGCUUCUACACAGAGAAUGGGGUUCUCCUUUUGGCUCAGCUGCUGAAUGAAGACCCGGCGCUCAGACUGAAGUGUCGCACGUAUGAGAUCCCACGCCAUCCUGGAGUCACAGAGCAGCAUGAAGAGUUGAGUAUUCUGUACCCAGCAGCCCUGGUCACCAUCGAUGGUUUCAGCCUCUUUCAGUCUCUCCGUGCCUGCAGGAAUCAGGUUGCAAGAGCUGCUGCAGCAGGAAGUGAUGUCAUACAGCCUCCUCCUCUGGCCUAUAAGAAGUGGGGUCUGCAGGACAUGGACACCAUCGUGGACCACAGCAGUGUGGGUGUCAUGACACUGAACGUAUUUGAUCAGAUGAAGAACGCCUCGAUACUUGGAGGUUUCCAUGCGUCAGUAAAGGGCAGUCCUCCUGCCAUGAGUCAGUAUAUGACGGUGGGCGGUGGUCCCUUCACCGGCUUCUACUACGCAGUGGAGGGCAGCUCUCAGCCUCUGCUCUCCCACGUGGCUCUUGCUGUGGCCAGUAAACUUACUUCUGCGCUGUUCAGUGCUGCCAGUGGAUGGUUGGGAUGGAACAAGAACAAGACUGAAGAGGAUCCUGCUCAAAAACAGAAGCCUAAGGUGGAGCCAGCCACGCCCCUUCCUAUUAGGUUUGGGCUCCCCGAUUCCCGUCGCCAUGGUGAAUCUAUCUGUCUGUCGCCAUGCAACACCAUGGCAGGGGUGACGGACGAUUUUGGAAGAGUGACGCUGCUGGACGUGGUACGCGGCAUCGCCAUCCGCAUGUGGAAGGGUUACCGUGACGCCCAGCUGGGCUGGGUGCAGGUUUCUGAGGCUCAUGGUGACAGAGACAUCACCACUUCCCCCUCCAUGCUUCGCCGCUGUGCUCAGUUCCUGGUGAUCUACGCCCCCCGCAGGGGCAUCCUGGAGGUGUGGGGCACUCAGCACGGCCCCCGGAUCGGGGCUUUUACUGUAGGAAAACACUGCAGGUUGUUGUAUCCAGGUUACAGGUUAAUGGGGGUGAACAGUGUGACCAGUCAGGGUUGGCACUUACACACACAGCAGGUGUGUCUGUUUGACCCGGUCAACGGUGUGCUGCGUACCAUCACUGUGCCUUUCCACUUGGCUCUCAGCGAUAAGAAGAGCGAGCGAGCCAAAGACCUGCAUCUGCUGAAACGACUGAGCGCUUUGCUCAGGGGCUCCGAUCCAGACCCAGAUCUUCUGGAAAGUGAGGCUCAGAGCGUCCUGCUGGAGAUCAAACACCCUGCGGUUAAGAAACAGGCGCUGGAGUCCCUGCUGUCCAGUAAGAGCGCUCCGGUCUCAUGUCUCAUCAACAUCAUCAGAGCUUUAUCACGGAGCAUCAAAGAACAAGAUCCCGAGGCAGUGGAUGAAUCAUUGCUGCAGUUGUGUUCGUCUCAACUGAAACUCCUGCAGCUCUACACUGAUGUUCAGCUCCUUCACUCACCUGAUACCUCACCUACUGAGCCUGAAACUCCCGCAGUGCCUGGUACUGAAGAUGACGUUGCUCGAAUCCAGCCAAUCCUGCGGCGAUAUGCAGAGCUAAACUCCCGCCCCUCUGUGUCAUUCGCUCAGGACGAGGCGAGGCCACUGCCAGUCAAAACCUUUCUGUCGCAGUUAGUGUGUGAGGGCGGAGAGCUGCGACUCAUCAGGGGCUCGGACACAGACUGGACACAGCUAGGUAGCUUCCUGUUUUGGGGAUGUCUUUCUGGACAGAGUCCACUGGAGCGAGUGUGUGAGACGCUACAGCAGAGUGGCAUCAGCCCUCAGCAGCUACUGUCUCUGCUGCUGACAGUGUGGCUGAACAGAGAGAAGGAGGUCUUAAAGAGAACAGAUGCUGUUAGGAACCUGCACACACUCCUCAACACACUCAGCUCUAUGAAAGGAGCGGUAGAUGAGUCAUGGGAUGUACAGUGUGUGUCCCCCUGGUGGCAAAAGGUGCGUAAUGCUUGUGUUCAAUCAGAGAGCGCUGGCGCUGCCAUGCUGGCUGCACUUGUCGCUCAGCGAGCUGCCAAGAGGUCCAUCACAAACCUGGCAGAGAACAAGUUGCAGUCAGAUUGGGAGUGUGUGUCUCUAGAGCUGGAGCAGUGGCUGGUGUGUGUGCGGCAGUUGGAGGACGUGUUGGCGUUACAGACGUUGCUUAGUCUGCCGUCUCCUCAGGGAACACUGGGGGGCGCCAUCCAGCGCUGCUCAGUCAAAACUCUGCUGGAGAGCGGAAGAGGUGGAGUAGCAGACAGCGUUGCGAAGCUGAUCUUCAGACAGGACGUCACUCCUGGAACACUGCGAGACAUUGUGCAGAGGAGGGGGAGGGAGCAUCGUGAGGAGCAUCGUGAGGAGCAUCGUGAGGAGCAUCGUGAGGAGCAGCGUGAGGAGCAUCGUGAGGAGCAGCGUGAGGAGAAGGACACCUUACACACACUGGAGGAGCUGCUGGCGUGUGUGUGUCAGCGUUUCCCCAACUCGCUCUCCUCUGAUGUGUUGUGGGCUCACUGUUGUUGGGAGUACGUGGUCCAGUGGAACAAAGACCCUGAGGUGGGUCGAUACCUGGAGUGGUCUGUUGAGUAUUUGAAGAUGAUCACCAGUCCUCACAUUCAGUUAGGAAUCUCCACCAUGAUGUGGAACACCUUUAUUGUGAAACGUUUCUCUGCAGCAGCCUUCUUAAUGGAAAAGGUGGGAAAAGCUCCAAAGGACAGACUCUGCAGACGGGACAUCGGAAUGGGCGACGCAGCCAUGACCAGUUUCCUGGGCUCCUGUGUACAGCUCCUGCAGGCUCUGAUGGAGGUCUCAUCUUCCUCCUUUCUUCUUUCUUUUCCUCUGUUCUCCAAAGCGGACUCUGGGGUGGAGGAGGCGAGUGUGCCGGAGGUGUGUGUGGAGGAGGUAUGGGGCAGCGUUGAGGGUCCCGCCUCCAUAGCGGAGUUGGCGCUGCAGCAGAGGCCGGUUCAUUACCCGUUGGUGCAGCAUCACUGCCUGUUAGCAUCACUUCUGCACGCUGCCAUGAGCUUCUCGCUGCGCCUCAAACCCCUCAGCCUGUUCGACACCAAGGGGAAGAAUGCCUUUUUCAGGGAACUGACCUCCAUCCAGCUGCUGCCCAGUGGAGACCUGGACCCCGGUCUGGUGGCUCUGAGACAGGAAUUUCUGCUGAAUGUGUUGACAGCAUGGGUGAAGGCUCUGGGUGUGGAGCAGGAAGAGGAGGAGGAAGGUGGAGGUGUUUCCUUUAAAGCUGGGGUGAGGGAUCAGACCUGGAUGGAGACGUGUAUGGAGUUGGGCUCGCUGCUGCAGCUUAACAAUGAUAUUCUGCGCAGACACGUCGUCUGUGAGCUGUAUAACCAGGGCCUGGACCUGCGUGCAGAGGAGGUGAUGUUGGAGGUGGAGGAUAAGGAUGUGUUAGGUUCUCAGCUCUUGGUUCUGAUUGGUCAGCGCCUGGCCUACGCUCUGUUUCACUCUCAGACUCAGACCAAAGCCAGCAUGGAGCUCUUGGCACGUCUUCCCCCAACACUCUGCACAUGGCUCAAAGCUAUGGACCCCAGUGACCUCCAGCACCCCUCUGUGCCUCUGAAACUGAUCGGCCGCCUGGUGAGCCGUGUGAUCGAGAUGCUACCAGAGAAUCAUGCGCAGUACAACAUGGCACUGCAUCUGCUGGAGGCCGUAGACAUACUGCAGGAGGACGAGUGAGAGGGACAGAGGCAGAGACAGGGAGACAGCUAGUGAGACAGAGAGGGACAGAUGGACAUAAACAGUGAUUAUUUCCACGUUAUUACCAUUUAGUCACUAAGGCAGAUCUUUACAUGAACAGUUUUUGAGCCCCGAUGCAGCCGAUCAGUCAGGGACGUGUUCAGUGUCUGUAGAUUUACUCCUGAGCCGAUUCUAAUAUCAAGUAAUGAAUCUUAUUCAGCUCCGUAUAUAAAACCCAUGCUGUGUUAUAAUGUUACACGAUGAUGAUGAGGAGGAGGAGGAGGAGGAGUCUCAGUACCACAGCAGAUUGUUUAAAUUUAAAUGUCAUGGAACAUCCAUGAAACCCUAAACCUUACUGAAACACACGUUAAUAUUCCAGGUUGUAGUGAAUCAGCUGUUGCUAUAGAAACAACAACGAGCAGAUUAAUAAGAAUAAACCUGUGAAUAUGGCUCUGACUUCCUGACCAAUCAGAAUUAAAGGUUCAGCUGCAAAAAAAAAAAACAAAGUACGCCGAGCGUGUUCUGGCUGAUGGACUGUAACUGGUGUGGAGACGGGAACGUGUCAAUGGUUAUUGGGCAUCGGUUCGGUUCCAGGUCAUGAUUUAAUGAGAGGGGGAGGGGGGGGAGGGCAGAGAGAGAGAUGAUCAGUGUUUGCAGUUCUAUGCAUUAUAAUGGUGAACAGUGUGUAAAGCUCAGUCUCAGUCCUCAGUGCUGCUGCUCCUUUCUGUUCUUCGGUGCCAUUUUAACACACUAACGUCACCAUCCUUUUUUCUUUCCUCUUCUUCUUCCUGUCAGCGGACCGGAGUUUGCUUCGUAAACGUAAUUUAUGUGUCUACUAUGAGACCAGUAGUUACACCUGACACAGAGGUACAUUAUGCAGAAUAGCUAAGCUCACACACACACACACACACACUUUACUCUGCACCGGUGCUGCUGUUUCUUAUUGUACAGAAGCCAAAUCCACUAUAAAUGCUCUAUAAAAGAUUAAACACACAACUUUUGUGUAUC
Molecule: messenger RNA, 5206 nt
Organism: Tachysurus fulvidraco (yellow catfish)
Lineage: Eukaryota; Metazoa; Chordata; Actinopteri; Siluriformes; Bagridae
Gene: rab3gap2
Product: RAB3 GTPase activating protein subunit 2 (non-catalytic)
Exons: 35
Coding region: 29-4198 (1389 amino acids)
Biological process (GO): regulation of GTPase activity
Source: RefSeq, a predicted model, not a curated record